This is a messenger RNA of Effrenium voratum, 643 nucleotides long. Lineage: Eukaryota; Dinophyceae; Suessiales; Symbiodiniaceae. The record is from the annotation of a GenBank genome assembly.
AGCCUUGGAGCUGGCUCUUGCCCCCCUCCUGGCAACACCUGCAGCCAUGCUGGUGCGAUCUCGAGUGCUGAGCGCGCUGCGCCAGAGCCGGCCGAAGCGCGGGGGCUUCGGCUCCCCCAAGGACCAUGAGCCCGCCUGGAUCGAGCGGUGGAGUGCGAACCGGCGAGAGGGUCAGGACAAUAUGGACUGGUUCUUCCGCCUGUUCAAUUCCACUCGCAUCUACGAGAUCUUUCUGAAGAGCUCGCCUCGCUUCUACGGCUUCAUCGUGUGGACCAGCAUCAUCGGAGGGUACAGCUGGAGCCGCAUGUGGGACCACAUUUGGGACUACUGCAACCAGGGCAUGCUGUACCGCCACAACCCCUACGUCUACCCGGUUCCAGACGAUGACGAAUGAGAGAGGCGGCUGCUCGCGCGAGCAGUGAGCCGCUGAAGCCAGCGCCCGGUGCGUCAACACCACGGGCCUCACGUGAUCUCACGCCCGAAGGUGCCACCAUUUCUCUAAAGAUCCCCACCGUUGCGCUUGUUCCAGUGGCCAGCCUGACAUCUUUUAUUAAUGAGAUUUUCCUGCAGAUUCAGCUGCAGAAAAGGGAUGUCAGAUGACAGAUAAUUUGAAGGCCAGUGGGAAAGUAAGAGAAGACAACUG